UCUGGCACCCAGUGCCUCGCAGCCACGCCGGGCGCGCACUCACACUCCCUCUCGGCGCGCGGCUGCCGGGCGCGAUGGACACGGCGCUGCUCUACGGCCUGCUGGAGGCCAACUGCAGCCUGGCGCUGGUCGAAGAGCUGCUCUUGGACGGCUGGGGGCUGCCCCCGGACCCCGAGGGUCCCUACUCCUACUGCAACACGACCUUGGACCAGAUCGGGACGUGCUGGCCCCGGAGCGCGGCCGGAGCCCUGGUGGAGAGGCCGUGUCCUGAGUACUUCAACGGCGUCAAGUACAACACGACCCGCAAUGCCUACCGAGAGUGCUUGGAGAAUGGGACGUGGGCUUCACGGAUCAACUACUCGCAGUGCGAGCCCAUUUUGGAUGAUAAGCAGAGGAAGUAUGACCUGCACUACCGCAUCGCCCUUGUUGUCAACUACCUGGGUCACUGCGUUUCUGUGGCUGCCCUCGUGGCCGCCUUCCUGCUUUUCCUGGUCCUGCGGAGUAUCCGCUGUCUGCGGAACGUGAUACACUGGAAUCUGAUCACCACCUUCAUCCUGCGCAACGUCGUGUGGUUCCUGCUGCAGCUCAUCGACCAUGAAGUGCAUGAGAGCAAUGAGGUCUGGUGUCGCUGCGUCACCACCAUCUUUAACUACUUCGUGGUGACCAACUUCUUCUGGAUGUUCGUGGAGGGCUGCUACCUGCACACGGCCGUCGUCAUGACCUACUCCACCGAGCGCCUGCGCAAAUGGCUCUUCCUCUUCAUCGGAUGGUGCAUCCCCUGCCCCAUCAUCAUUGCCUGGGCCAUUGGCAAACUCUACUAUGAAAAUGAACAGUGCUGGUUUGGCAAGGAGCCCGGUGACCUGGUGGACUAUAUUUACCAAGGCCCCAUCAUCCUCGUGCUCCUGAUCAAUUUUGUAUUUCUUUUCAACAUCGUCAGGAUCCUAAUGACAAAACUGCGAGCAUCUACCACGUCAGAGACGAUCCAGUAUAGGAAGGCGGUGAAGGCCACCCUCGUCCUCCUUCCCCUGCUGGGCAUCACCUACAUGCUCUUCUUCGUCAACCCUGGGGAGGACGACCUGUCGCAGAUCGUGUUCAUCUAUUUCAACUCCUUCCUGCAGUCGUUCCAGGGUUUCUUUGUGUCUGUCUUCUACUGCUUCUUCAAUGGAGAGGUGCGCUCGGCCGUGAGGAAGAGGUGGCACCGCUGGCAGGACCAUCACUCCCUCCGAGUGCCCGUGGCCCGGGCCAUGUCCAUCCCCACGUCGCCCACACGGAUCAGCUUCCACAGCAUCAAGCAGACGGCUGCCCUGUGACCCCUCCGUCACCCCGCUCACUCAUCACUCCACCAUCAGGACAGCUUCCCUCUCCUCAGGGGCGCCUUUCUCUGGGUUCACUUUGCCACUUUGCCGCUCAGGCCCUGGUGGGGGUGGAAGGGAGGGAGA
This is a messenger RNA of Ailuropoda melanoleuca (giant panda), 1439 nucleotides long. It is a transcript of the gene CRHR2, whose product is annotated as corticotropin releasing hormone receptor 2. Gene Ontology annotation, biological process: long-term synaptic potentiation; adenylate cyclase-modulating G protein-coupled receptor signaling pathway; cell surface receptor signaling pathway. Lineage: Eukaryota; Metazoa; Chordata; Mammalia; Carnivora; Ursidae. Gene Ontology annotation, molecular function: corticotropin-releasing hormone receptor activity; G protein-coupled peptide receptor activity; peptide hormone binding. Gene Ontology annotation, cellular component: dendrite; axon terminus; plasma membrane. The record is from RefSeq and is a predicted model, not a curated record.